AUGGAAGAAGAAGCUCGCAUGUACCGGUUAAAUGAUGUCGUACAUGUGGCUGAAUUUAUCAACCAAGAGCCUACUAGGGUUAUUAGCAGUAUGAGGAGACAACAGAAUAUGCCUUUACAUGACCGUAUCAUACCGUAUCUGGAGACCGCGGGCUUGUAUCACUUGGCUAGGCUGAACAGUCAGUGGUUCUGGGUUGAUGAGCCUCUACUUAGCGCAUUCAUUGAGAGGUGGCGUCCUGAGACCCACACCUUUCACAUGCCCUUUGGGGAGUGUACGAUCACCUUGGAAGACGUGGCCUAUCAGCUGGGUUUACCGAUUGAUGGUGAGCCUGUGAGUGGGUGCCUUAGUGAGUUUGAGAAUCUGAUGGAAAAUGGAAGACCGGCAUGGGUGUGGUUCCGCGAGUUGUUUGGGGAGUUACCUCCGCAGAAUAAAGUGAAGCAGAUGACAGUGUGCUACACAUGGUUCCAUGAGCGGUUUCGGGUUCUGCCAGCAAAUGCUACUGACGACAUCGUGCGUAUAUACGUGCGAGCCUAUAUUAUGAUGUUGUUGUCAUCUCAGCUGUUUGCGGACAAGAACGCCAACCGUAUCCACCUUCGCUGGUUGCCUUAUGUGGCAUCGUUGGAGGACUUGGGUAGAUAUAGCUGGGGCUCGGCCGCGCUGGCCUGGUUGUACAGAUGUCUUUGUCGUGGAACAAACAGAAACGUUGUCAACUUGGCUGGGCCACUGCAGCUUCUACAGUCUUGGAUUUUUCGGAGGUUUCUUUGUUUGAAGCCUAGUGAUUUCAACGUAUUCGGGUUUCCAUAUUUGCCGUACAAGUGGGUACCGUCAAUACUCACAAGCGGCUUGCAAUGCUGGAAGGCCUCAACGCAAGGUGGAAAUGUCCAGAACAGACGAUGA
This is a messenger RNA of Arachis stenosperma, 897 nucleotides long. Its product is annotated as protein MAIN-LIKE 1-like. The transcript has 2 exons. The record is from RefSeq and is a predicted model, not a curated record. The coding region runs from base 1 to 897 and encodes 298 amino acids. Lineage: Eukaryota; Viridiplantae; Streptophyta; Magnoliopsida; Fabales; Fabaceae. Gene Ontology annotation, biological process: meristem development; meristem maintenance.